AUGAGAUUCUUCGUGGCUUUUGCGACUCUGGCACCCUUGCUGGCACUUCGUGGGGCUCUUGGAUCCUCACACAAGGGCAGCAGUAAGUGCCCAUGCAUAGAAGAGCACUCAGAGUUUGUCAAGGCAAAAUUGGAGUUCAACGGAUCGCAUCAUUCUCGCUUUGGUAUUGGCUGUAAAACACACAAAAUCGAUGAAGGCUUUGCAGUUCAUUUGUACCAGAGCGGUGCUGCAGCACAGCUCAAAUGCGGUCCAUCUCUUGAAUCACCUUGGUGCAACACGACGUGGUGCUAUGUCAACCGAGAGAAUUGCCAUUUGAAUUGGGACUGGGGUGUAUUGGGGCAGCCCUAUUCUUAUGCAACCUGCGGGAAUUUGCGACAGGCAAGUGACGAUUACUUCAAAAAGUCGAUGGCCGCAUUCCUGCAGGGCGAUUCUCUCCGCGUCUUCCACCCAGAGAAUAGUUUGGUUCGAGGCUACUUGGGAAACACCGAGUGCCACAACCAGUACCAGAAAUACCCGCAGAAUCAGAAGUGCAAAGGUCGGAUAGCAGAGUUUUGGACAACGGCACUGGACGAGCUCAACCGGUCCCAAGUUCAAGUUGACCAUACAGUCAUCAAAGGCGGUGAGAAUGGCAUCGACCAAUAUUUCAUUGACUUCGACAUCAAGAAGGCUUUUGAAGAGUACAAGGCAAGAUUUCCAAAGCAAUGGGCUGGGCAGCCUUCAAACAAUUUUGAUCUGUGUGCCUUCGCAACAGGAAUGGGUUAUGUGGACUUGUGCUCUGGGGCAUUCAGCUUGACUCGUCGAAGGCAAGCAAUGACCUUCGUGAUUGAGCUGUACACCUCUCCAGUCUUCAUGGUAUCCAGGAGCAAGUGUGAUUUCUUGGUGUCAGAAGACUUGGGCUCCAAAAAAUUCUGGGUGUGGUGGUUUCUUGUCUUCAGUCCAAGAGCCUGGCUUUUCUUUCUGGGAGUCGUCUUCUUUUUCAUUGUCGCCAUGAAAUGCCUUGACACGCUCGGCGAAGGGACCGGACAGGUCGACACCGAUAGCAAUUGCUUCUGGUCAAUCACCCGCAAAGUCGCUGAUGCCUUUAUUGGCGUGUUUGAGGCUUUUUGUCUUAAAAGGAAUGCCAUGGACAAGGACAAUUUGGACAAGUGCCGCAAUUGCUUCUGGUCAAUUGCCCGCAAAGUCGCUGAUGCCUUUAUUGGCGUGUUUGAGGCUUUUGUCUUGAAGUCGAAAACCAGCCCCUGGAGGCUCUCGCAAAGACCAAGGAAUUCUCGCUCAUCGCACAUGCUACGUUUGGGCCUCGGCUUCUUCAUUUUGUUGAGCACAACACUCUAUGGUGCCAACAUCACUUCAAAGUUGGUCUCAGCAAAAGAGGUGAAAGGCGAGUUUCCAAGCUUGCAGGCUGCAUGGGAAAUAGCACAGGGACCCGGACCUUUAGGACCUUUUGAUCCUUUUGUUAACAGAAACAUCACCUUAUGCACCAACUCAGCGCUCAAAGACUUUUUGAACUUUGAUAGAAAGGACAACUUCUUGCUGGGAUUGGAUACCUGGGAAGAGGUUUUGACGGGCUUGAAAAGCGGCACAUGCAAUGCUGCACUCUUGGCGGAAGAGGCUUGGAAAACUUUUCGAAACCGAGCUGAGCUCUGCGGCUUUUACCAAAACCCAACACCUGAGUUCUACUUGCCUCAAGGUGCUGUGGUAUCCAAACGAGCUUACCGAACUCUCGAAACCUUCCGAUUUGCCCCUACUGAACCUUCAGUCUUCUUGGACAAGUCAAAGGUGCCCACAGAUAGCUGCCACGGGACCUCAGCAGAGGAUCUUUGUGACAACAAGGGUGGUGUGCCAUGGUAUACGCUUUUUAGUCUUUUUCUGGUGGCAGCCGCAUGUGGCUUGUGUAGUUUGCUUGGCAUCGUUCACAAGAACAUGGGAGGAGUAGAUAGCGAGGCCGACGAGGAAGAUCCAAAUGCGUGGGCGAGUCUGGAGGAGCUGUCUUGGAUGCUAGACUGUGUGCAAGCAUGGUUUGAAAGAGGACUGCAGGAGUUCAUGAGAUUCACAUAG
Cladocopium goreaui is the source of this 2055-nucleotide messenger RNA. The record is from the annotation of a GenBank genome assembly. Lineage: Eukaryota; Dinophyceae; Suessiales; Symbiodiniaceae.